Aspergillus alliaceus is the source of this 1518-nucleotide messenger RNA. Its product is annotated as pyridoxal phosphate-dependent transferase. Gene Ontology annotation, cellular component: cytosol. Gene Ontology annotation, biological process: L-glutamate catabolic process. Gene Ontology annotation, molecular function: pyridoxal phosphate binding; glutamate decarboxylase activity. The transcript has 5 exons. Lineage: Eukaryota; Fungi; Ascomycota; Eurotiomycetes; Eurotiales; Aspergillaceae. Bases 1 to 1518 code for a protein of 505 amino acids. The record is from RefSeq and is a predicted model, not a curated record.
AUGUCUCUCUCGCACAUGAAGAUGUAUGAAGGGAAAACGGCGUUCCCGAAGCAUGCGACACCGCAAGCUGGAGAUGGUGAUCAAUUUACAGGAAGCGUGUAUGGGUCACGUUUUGGGAUUGCGCCUUUACCUAGUGUCGAUAUUCCAGACGGGCCUAUGCCAUCUGGGAUAGCAUAUCGUAUGGUCAAGGAUAAGCUCAGCCUGGAUAAUAACCCUAAACUGAAUCUGGCAUCCUUCGUAUCUACAUACAUGGAGGAGGAGGCCGAAAAGCUGAUGACAGAAGCUAUGUCAAAGAAUUUUAUAGACUUCGAGGAAUACCCAGAAACCGCGGAAAUCAAUAACUAUUGUGCCAAUAUGAUUGGUAGUCUCUUUCAUGCUCCCAAGGACACAUCGAUUGGCACCUCAACUGUCGGUUCAUCAGAAGCAAUCAUGCUGGCAGUCCUGGCCAUGAAAAGACGUUGGAAAUUACGUCGCCAGGCGGAGGGGAAAAGUGCUGACCGUCCAAACAUCAUAAUGUCAUCUGCAGUACAGGUGUGUUGGGAGAAGGCCGCCAGCUAUUUCGACAUAGAGGAAAGAUAUGUCAACUGUACCCGAAAACGUUUUGUUAUUGACCCUGAGCAAGCCGUGGCUCUGUGCGAUGAGAACACAAUUGGCAUAGUUGCAAUCCUUGGUACCACAUAUACUGGGGCGUAUGAGGAUGUCAAAGCUAUUAGUGAUAUCCUGGAGAAGCAAGGUUCUGAGGUGCCUAUCCAUGUGGACGCCGCCAGCGGGGGGUUCGUAGCUCCUUUUAUUAACCCCGACCUGGAAUGGGACUUCAGGAUUAAGAGAGUGGUGUCCAUCAAUGUGUCCGGUCACAAGUAUGGUCUGGUGUACCCUGGCGUCGGCUGGGUGGUUUGGAGAUCUUCCGAAUAUCUCCCGCAAGAUUUGAUCUUUAAUAUCAACUACCUGGGAGCAGAGCAAUCAUCAUUUACUCUUAACUUCUCCAAGGGUGCUGCCCAAGUUAUUGGUCAGUAUUAUCAACUCAUCCGACUCGGAAAAUCUGGCUUCCGUGAUAUCAUGUACAAUCUUGUCCAGAUCGCCGAUUACUUGACUCAGGCACUCAGAGAGAUAGGAUUUAUCAUCAUGUCAGAGACUGGUGGCCGUGGCUUGCCUCUUGUGGCCUUCCGUUUCCCCAACAGGGACGAAGGGGCCCUCGAAGAUAGGGACUUCGAUGAAUUUGCACUGGCGCAUUACAUCAAAAUCCGGGGCUGGGUCAUACCAGCAUAUACGAUGGCCCCAGACACAGAUAAAAUGAAAAUGAUGAGGAUUGUUGUUCGCGAAGACUUCUCACGGAGCCGAUGUGACUUGCUCAUCAAAGAUAUCAAGCUAUGUUGCCAACACCUAGAAAAGGACAGCCAACAGUUCAUUAAACGAUUGGAGGACCACGCUGUCGACCAUGCUGUCGCAAAGGCUAACUAUGCGCAGCAGGAACGCCAUUCGCUCCAAGGGAAAACAGGAAAGACUCAUGCUGUCUGCUGA